Clunio marinus is the source of this 462-nucleotide messenger RNA. Lineage: Eukaryota; Metazoa; Arthropoda; Insecta; Diptera; Chironomidae. The record is from the annotation of a GenBank genome assembly.
AUGUUGAGCUACAUAUAUGAUCAAGAUUAUGAUGAUUGCGAUUGUGAAAUUGAAUUUCUUCAUUUAUCAGAGAAAUUUCGUACUAAUCACUUUAAACUUCUUUACGAGAACGUUCCGAUUCAGUCGACUGAUAUCGAACAAACUAGAGCUAAAGAAGGCAAUAUAAAGUCAAUAUUUGAAAAACAGUUCUUUAAAUUAUGCUUCAUUGAAUUCGCUGUCGUUGUUCACAAUUUUUUUAUGCUCCGCAAAGUCCACGCUGAACAUAAACGAGGCAUAAAAAGAGUUGAUAAAAAAAUUGUUUGUGAAUUGAAAUUUAUUCGGAGAGAUUUUAUCGGUGAAUUGAGAGACGGUUCGCUGCAAAAAGAUCGGAAGUUAAAUUUAUUGCGGGAGCCACCUGAUGUCGAAAAUGAAUUUAUUGGAUUUCCUUUCCUUUGUCUGUGUUUAGUGUUAUCGGAAAUUUAA